CAAUCACACAGCUCUUUGAGUGUCAUGUAAACCACCCCUUCGCUCUCCCUUUUUGUCCCAUUCACUGCCUGCCACCCUCCCUUCUCUCUGCCUUACUCUGUGGCCUCUGCUUUGGACCUGGGGGGUUCGCCUGCCUCUCUAUAAAAGCCCUGUUUGUGCCCUGAGUGAGCGUCAUUCCCCAUCAUGGAGAGUCAGAGAUUCCAGUCCUCGUACAGGAAGCGUUUUGGGCCACAGGGCUCUGGCAGCACAGGAGUCAGAAUUGGGAGCCUUUCUUCCAGCCGCCUCUCCUGGCAUGGCACCACUCGCAACCUCACCCACUCCAGUCCGAUGUCCCGGGUCUCCUUGGGCUCAGCCAACACGGCCCUGCUCCUGGGGAGCCCCGUGGACCGGCUGGACUUCUCAGCUGACUCCCUGAUGAAGGCCCAAUACAAGGACACGCGCACCAACGAGAAGAUGGAGAUGAUGGGCCUGAAUGACCGUUUUGCCAGCUACAUAGAGAAGGUGCGCCUGUUGGAGCAACAGAACAAGGUUCUGGUGGCAGAGCUGAACCAGCUGAAGGGGAAGGAGCCCAGCCGCCUGGGAGACAUCUACCAGGAGGAGUUGAGAGAGCUGCGCAGGCAGGUGGAUGGUCUCACUGCUGGCAAAGCUCGGCAGGAGAUAGAGAGGGACAACCUGGCUGCAGAUCUGGCCACCCUCAAGCAGAGGUUACAAGAUGAGAUUGGCCUCCGACAGGAUGCAGAGAACAAUCUGAAUGCCUUCAGACAGGAUGUGGAUGAGGCGUCUCUAAAUCGUGUCCAGUUGGAGAGGAAGAUCGAUGCCCUGCAGGAUGAGAUAAACUUCCUGAAGAAGACUCACGAGGAGGAGCUGCGUGAGUUACAGGAGCAUAUCAUGGCCCAGCAGGUGCAUGUUGACCUGGAUGUAUCCAAACCAGACCUUACUGCUGCUCUGAGAGACAUCAGGGUCCAGUAUGAAACCAUGGCCACUUCAAACAUGCAGGACACGGAGGAGUGGUACCGAUCCAAGUUUGCUGACCUGACAGAUUCAGCCAAUCGAAAUGCAGAAGCCCUGCGUCAAGCCAAACAGGAGGCCAAUGAAUACCGGCGCCAGAUCCAAGGGGUGACCUGCGAUCUCGAGGCUCUCCGCGGGACAAACGAGUCUCUGGAACGCCAGCUCCGGGAGUUGGAGGACCGCUUCACCAUGGAGACUACUGGUUACCAGGAUACAGUGAGCCAUCUGGAGGAGGAGAUCCAGGCGCUGAAGGAGGAGAUGGCCAGACACCUGCAGGAGUACCAGGACCUUCUCAACGUCAAGCUGGCCCUGGAUAUCGAGAUUGCCACCUACAGGAAGCUGCUGGAGGGAGAGGAGAGCAGGAUCACCAUUCCAAUUCAGAGCUUUUCCAACCUGCAGUUUAGAGAAACUAAUCUGGACACUAAAACCCCAGAGGCCCACGUGAAGAGAAGCAUCCUGGUUCGAACUGUGGAGACCAGAGAUGGGGAGAUCAUUAAGGAAUCAACAACUGAACACAAAGAUCUUCCUUAAAGUUUUAUGACCGGCUAUCCCAUCAUCGUCACGAUCUGAGGAUUUUGAAUGAUUAUUACAAUUUUUUAUUUUUCUUUCCAAACCCCAAAGCAGCCCCAUCAGCCAUCACAUCAUUUCAUUUUUCUUUCCUUUCAUCCUUACCCGCAGGCUAACAUGUUUGUCCUUCAACCAUGACACAACCAUUAAAUACUUCUAGACUCCCUCAUUGGAAUUUCUGCCAAAAACAUCUAUGUUCAGCUUUCACACAGAUCCACAAAUCCACCCUUAAAUUGUCUGUAGCCUGUAAAUUACUGGUAACCUCUUUUAUUUUAACUGGGACUGACAGACCAGAUUUUUAGCGUUGUUUCAGAUUAGCUGCCGUAGAAGAGGCCUUGAAACGUAGCAGUUGUGUUCAGCUAAUAUGUAGCGUGGUGGAGGUUGACGUGUGGUUAUGUGUAUGUGAAAUGUGGCAAGGGAAGUAUAAGAGGGAGUUUGCAGGCGUCAGAAUUGGAUUUAGGCAGGGAAUGAGAGAUGUGUGUAUAUUAGAGCAGCUUUUGGCAGAACAACAGGAGAAUUAGGGCUGUUUUUAACCCUUGUCUGGUGCUAUUUUGCAUUUCAUUCCGUUGUUGUAGCAGCCACCUCUGUUUGUGUGUUGCUUCUUGUAUUUAAGGACCUGCGCAGGUGUUUUCAAUUAGUGCAUUCCUGUCUCAUGUUCUCAGAUUGCAGUUGGGUGGAGCUAUGCUUGGAGUUUUACUGACACCACGGAGGCACACUAGAUAUAGCCUAAAGGCAGGAGUCAAGCGAGAUUUGUUCAUGAAAAUAUCAGACAUACAGAGACAGCUGAGAGGAAAUCAGAAUGAAAUCACUGCAGAAUCCACUGCUGAAUGUUUGUAUGCUUUCCACUCAGAGGGCAGUGACCAUGGCAACCUUUACAGUGAUGUCACAUACAUGCCGUUUAUAAAAAUUGUAAGUUUUCCCAAGAGGUGCAACAAUACUAACAACAGAGUCAGAAGGGUCUGUACAAACCUACACAGCCUGAGGGGAGAGCUAAUCAGCCAAAAUAUGACACACAAACAAGAAACAAGUGCGUGUGUAGGCCGUUUAACCUUUCCUCCAUCACUUCACGUCUGUUCUUCUGCGUCCUCUAACAUCACACACCCAGCUUGUGGUGUCCUCUUUCUCGAGAACACAACCUGAUAACACAUCAUCAUUUUUUGACACCAGGGCAUGUAAGGGCAUGUCCACUUAUCCAGCAGAGGUGAUAGGGACAGAGCCUCGUUGGAGGUGUGGAGGAGGUGUUUGGAAGCUGAUGCGACCUUUGCUCUCCAGCCUCCAGUUAAUCCACCAACCUCCCUCCUCCAUAUUUACCGGCCAAUUUCAGUUGUAUUUGACUGAUAGCAGAGAGAGACGCAGAGCCAGCAGAGAGUGGAGAUAACUUCCAACACAUCCCACAACCCAACUCUGCACUAGAAACUCUUGUUUUUUAUUUUGAAAGGGAGGAUGCUGGGGUAAAAAGUAAAGGAAGCUGGAAAGAAGAAUGGAUGGAUGGACGUCAUAUCUCAAACACUGUAAUCCAAGCCUCGUGUUUUGUUAGAAGCCCCGCUGACUGAAGCCAUGCUGACAGGCCCUGCCACUAAUGAGAGUGGUUCUACACUGAAGCUGGCUGUCACUGUGCUCAUCACCAAGGACAUGCUGUGAAUUUGUAUUCCCAUGUGCCUCCCACUUUCUCCCCUCCACAACUUCCACCCCGUCACUCAACCCCUUCUCCUUUUUCUCCCAAUAACAUGCAGCCCUCUCUUGUAUUCAUUCUGUUGUGUUUAGUUUUUUUUUUUUUUGAAUGUUGAAGAUAGAAUUUCUUACUCCUGAGUCUUGUAGCAAAGACACAGCUGAAUCCUGCAUUUUUUGGAAGAAACCUCUGUAGAUUUGAAUAUAACAUUAGUUUUGACCAAUGCUAUGUGCUAUGACAUCGUGUUAACUUAACAAGAAUAAAACAUUUUAUUUGUUAGA
This is a messenger RNA of Siniperca chuatsi (mandarin fish), 3525 nucleotides long. It is a transcript of the gene gfap, whose product is annotated as glial fibrillary acidic protein. Gene Ontology annotation, molecular function: structural constituent of cytoskeleton. The record is from RefSeq and is a predicted model, not a curated record. The transcript is spliced from 9 exons. Gene Ontology annotation, biological process: regulation of chaperone-mediated autophagy; intermediate filament organization. NCBI's taxonomy places the organism in Eukaryota, Metazoa, Chordata, Actinopteri, Centrarchiformes, Sinipercidae. Gene Ontology annotation, cellular component: cytoplasm; intermediate filament; cell projection. The coding region runs from base 184 to 1539 and encodes 451 amino acids.